AUGGUGACACUGCGCCCUCGAAAAAUAAAGGCCACCAUCGGCACGACCAAAGAGGUGAUUGCCACGAAGAACAAAUCAUCUGGCCGUCCUGCUGCCAAAAUUGCAAAAAUGGCAGCCACUUGUUCUUCCGCGUCGUCGUCUGGCGGCAAAACAAAGACUACCAAAGCCACGAGCAGCCUAAAAAAGGCAUCGAAGACAAAUGAUGCGAGAUACAAGGUCACCGAAACCAGCACGGCGUCCAGUUUGAAGGGGGCCAAGGACCCAGAGGGCAUUCUGGAAGAAUACUUGACGACCAUGGUUGCGGAUCACGACGAAACCAAACAUGCCGCCAUUAAGGAGCUACAUGCCUUGAUUCGUCAAAAAGCACCUAAUCUGGUACCCGAGCUACAAGGAAAGAGUACUCUGGCGUAUGGUGGAUUUGAUUAUGUAACCAAAUCCAAAUGCACUGGCCGUUGGUCUCGUUUGUCCAUCAUGGUCAACAAGAAAGGUCUCUCCUUGGUGGUCUGUGGAUACAAGGAUGGCAAGUACUUGUUGGAACAUUAUCCCAAGAAAUACUUUGGCAAGGUACUAUCGGUUGGAAAAUCUUGCAUUCGCUUUACGAAACUAGAAGACUUGAAUAUGGAGCAUAUUGGUGAGGUCUUGGAAGAGUCCAACUCGGCAGAUAUCAGUGCCAUGUUUGCUUGA
Messenger RNA from Cylindrotheca closterium, 684 nucleotides. The record is from the annotation of a GenBank genome assembly. NCBI's taxonomy places the organism in Eukaryota, Bacillariophyta, Bacillariophyceae, Bacillariales, Bacillariaceae.